Paraglomus occultum is the source of this 227-nucleotide messenger RNA. The record is from the annotation of a GenBank genome assembly. NCBI's taxonomy places the organism in Eukaryota, Fungi, Glomeromycota, Glomeromycetes, Paraglomerales, Paraglomeraceae.
AUGGUAAGAUUAAGAGAAAUUCAGCAGCCCAAUAAGCAACCAAUAAUUAACCAAGAACAGCCUGCCAAAAUUAUUAGUUGCGAAAUAAGAAAGGGAAAAUUAAUAACUCAAUUAGACGACGGAAGAGAAGUCAUUAUUGCGGUUAAUUUGCUAACUAAAUACGGAAUAUUAGAGGAGGAUACUAAACCUGAGCAAUUAAAAAAAUAUGAACUGCAAAAUGAAGGAAG